AUGGCAGCGAGCAUCGAGGCAUCGCCGCCAGCGCCUCCAGUGCCGUCGAAACACGCCCCAAACGAGGCGCAUACCCCGAGCUGUCCGUCCUGUGGCAGUAGCAUAGAUAUGGCCGAGUUGCAAGACGCGAGGCAGAGGAUAGAGGAGCUCGAAGCGCAAAUGGAGCGCCUGAAGGAGAAGGCUACAGCAGCUGUCGACAGAUGCGCCGACUACGAAGACCAAAUCCGCAGCCUCCAAGCAACGCAAAACGCCCCUAAACUGCCCCGAACCCAAACCUCACAAUCCGAAGUCGUCACCGCAACCUCACGCCCCUCCGUCGACGCCGAUCCCCCACGUCCCACAACCGCAAACUCCACAAAGGCUUCCCGCUUCUCAUUCAUUACAAGCCGCUUCCCAUCGCCGGCAAAUACAGGGGGCAUGCCUCCGCCUCCACCACCGAAAGACCCGUCCCACGCACCACCGGUCGACUACACCCUCCUCAACGAGCUCGAGCGCGAGCGUGCCCUACGCGCCAAGGCGGAAGCACGUGUCCAGACUGUAGACUCCGAGAUUGAAGAGCUGAGCGUGCAAUUGUUUAGUCAGGCCAACGAGAUGGUUGCGGAAGAGCGACGGGCAAGAGCUAAGCUGGAAGAAAGAGUCGAGACUUUAGAACGCAGGGACAGAGAGAAGAUGGGCAGGCUGGAUCGCUUGGAGAAGGCUGUGACAAGAGUGGAGAGAGUUAAGGCGCUGCUGGGUGAGAAGGAAGAUCUGAAGAGAGAGUCGGUUAGCAGCGGGUUGUUGUCACCACCGACUAGGAGGUGA
Messenger RNA from Alternaria ethzedia, 801 nucleotides. Its product is annotated as putative secondary metabolism biosynthetic enzyme. Gene Ontology annotation, molecular function: guanyl-nucleotide exchange factor activity. Bases 1 to 801 code for a protein of 266 amino acids. Gene Ontology annotation, cellular component: cell tip; Golgi to plasma membrane transport vesicle. The record is from RefSeq and is a predicted model, not a curated record. The transcript is spliced from 2 exons. Lineage: Eukaryota; Fungi; Ascomycota; Dothideomycetes; Pleosporales; Pleosporaceae. Gene Ontology annotation, biological process: exocytosis.